AUGAUAAGAUAAUGGCAACCUAUAUAAGGUACGGAGAAGUCGAUGGAGCUUUUAGUUUUUAUUCUAAGAAAGUGAAAUUGUUGUUAAAAAUGGAAAAUAGAUAUUUCCUUGUCUUUGUACUUUUGUCGUCAGUCCUCGUUGCGAGUGGACAAGUUGUUCUUAACUGCAACUAUGAUCAUUUAUCAGUUAAUGGAGCAGUUGGAUAUGGAUGUGAUUUGAAAAAUGUACGAGUUGACAGAGAGACUGAUCGUAUAAUUGUAAUGGGUGAUCAUCAGCCAGGCAUGACAAACAAUGACGUCGUUAGAUUGACAAUUAUGAACUCUCAAACAGGCUUUAUCAUUACACAACUUUUUACACAAUUCCCCAAUCUUCAUCAAUUGGAAAUAUCGAAUGGUGGACUUCAAAGAAUUCAACCGAAUGCCUUUGUUCUUGCAAGAAACUUGAGAAGUUUAGUUAUUCAGGGAAAUAACCUUAUUGUUCUUCAAGCUAAUUCCUUCAAUCACAUGAUGGUCUUGGAUACACUCAUUUUACGAUCAAACAACAUCCAACUUAUGGAUGCAAAUACAUUCGUUGGCUUAACAAGUUUGAGAUACUUGUUUAUCAAUAAUGAAGGAAUUAGAAUGAUUCAACCAAACACAUUCAGACCAUUGACAAGCCUCGUUAUGUUAUCAUUGGGAUCUAAUCAUAUUGAACGCGUUGAUGCUGAAAUGCUCGUCAAUAAUCGACAACUUCACAGCGUAUUUUUGGAAAAUAAUAAUAUUAAUGCUAUCCAGCCAACAAUCAUCAAUAACAUCAACAGCAUUCAAAUCCUUUCAUUGAGCUCCAAUCCAUGUAUAAACCAUGUUAUCAUUCCAAGAGCUGCAUCCUCUGACGAUAUCAAUGAAAUGUUGAACAAGUGCUACGCAAAUUGGCACUAAGCUUUAAUUAUAUCGUUUGAUAUCUUUUACAUUUAAUAUAUCCACAUCUUAUGCUGCUAUGCUGAGUGCCUUCUAAAUCUUGCGUUUUCGGUAUACUAGUGAUCUAUGCAUUGUUGCUAAAUGUGUCAAUUUUCAAUAAGGUUUGAUUACUUACACCUGAGCCGACCUGGAAAAAAUCGAUGUUGCCCCUCAGCAUUAUACACAAUUAAACAACACCUUAGUAUGCCGCAGACCAUAAUAGUUUAGAAGACAUUGCUAUAAACUUAUUAUAUGUAUUACUUUAAUCAAUAAGCAAGAUGUAAUAAAAAUAAAAUCAGUUUAUGCCUGU
Molecule: messenger RNA, 1245 nt
Organism: Chironomus riparius
Lineage: Eukaryota; Metazoa; Arthropoda; Insecta; Diptera; Chironomidae
Source: the annotation of a GenBank genome assembly